Messenger RNA from Knipowitschia caucasica, 1605 nucleotides. The record is from the annotation of a GenBank genome assembly. Lineage: Eukaryota; Metazoa; Chordata; Actinopteri; Gobiiformes; Gobiidae.
AUGGCCCUGGGGUUUCAGUGGUCCAUGUGCUCUGCUGUGCUCCUUCUUUCGGUGCAUGCAAACCCGGGUCCCAGAAGCUCGCAAGAGCCUAAUAUCGCAACAGUUCACACAAGUUUGAAGACGAGCCAGUCGACCGCGCCGGUUCCACAACUUUCCUGCGUCAAUGACUAUGUAAAAAACGUCACCUGCACUUGGAAGCACCCCACAUUUCACCCAGAUUUGGAUUGUUGGGUCUCCGGUGUCAAGAUUACAUAUCCUACUAAACGAAAUGGACCACCAGCCAAAUAUAUGAAUUCCAGCUGCAAGUUAAAACAAGAUGGAGAUGGAGAAUUCCCAGGAUGCACCUUUGCCUUCACCGUAAAAUUCAAUUAUUACGAAAAACUACCAAAUAUUAGCUUGAAAUGCAAGGGAAAAUUAAUUGAAGCUCAAAAAAAUUAUUCGCCAAAAGAUCACAUCAAACUGCACCCUCCCGGAACGCCCAACGUCAGCAGCACCUCAAACAUGACUCGGAUUACGUGGAGUCUGGGGAAUCCUCCGUCCUUAAAACCUUUCCAAUUCCAAGCUCAGAUCAAACACGUGGACCAGUCCUGGGACGAGGUGGAGAGUCAGCCUACAGUGGUGGAGGAGAUGGUAAUAUGGCCGAAACUCACGGGGAAUCUCCAGGUGAGAGUCCGAAUCAAGAUUCCCUCCAGUGACAGAUAUCUCUGCCAGUGGAGCGAAUGGAGUCCAACGGCGUCAUGGGUGGCAGAGGAGGCCGGCAGAGUCUCUUCAGGUUUAAAUCCGGCCCAAUCGACUGUCUUCAUCUUUUUGAUCUCGGCGCUCAGCUUGGGACUGUCCUGUGUUUCAGUUCUGAUCCUUUACAAGUGCUGCCCCCAAAAAAGGCGUCUGACAUACAAGAUGCUCCCGAAUCCUUCCAAAUACUUCUACACUCUGCAAUCAGUUCACGGAGGAAACCUGAAGACAUGGAUCAGUCCGCGGCCAGUGUCCAGCUGCUUCUUCUUGCCUCAUCCCUGUGUGGACCUCUGCUCCGUGGAGCUGUGUGAGUCUAAGGACGUGGCGCCUUCCGGUCCUCCCUGCCUCCCCCCUGCACUCGUCCAUUCCCUGGCUGAGUUUGACCCCUUCUCCUCCUGCUCCUCCUCCUGCUUCUCAAACAUGGACUACUUCAUGUCCAGCAGCGAGAACAGCUCGGCUCAGACUCGCACCAGACCGUUCUUUAGCGACCAGAGCAGUGUCCUGACCUCAAACAGGAGGCCCCACCUGUCGUUAUCCCCGUCCAUCCUCUCCUCGUCCAUCUACGAGAGCCUGAAGCAGGAGCCACAGAGCCCGGACUCUGGCUUUGGCGUGGGGAAGUUUGAAGAGCAGGAGAACCAGAGCUCUCCACUCCUCUCUCUGGCCCUGACUGUCUCAUCUCCUGUAUACACUUCCGAUGAGACCCUGGUGCUCCAUAACCAGGGCAUGGAUGAACACACAGGUCCCAAUGAGGACCUGGGCUGGCCGGUCACUGAGCCCAUGUGUAGGGCCUCUUCUUUACCCGUGGACCCGGGUAAAGCAGGCUAUCUCACGCUCAAAGACCUGCACGCCACGUUCAGCAACAGAUCCAUAUGA